GCACACCUAGACUUUGUGGCAUCAUUUGACAACACUAUUUAGACAAAUUAAACUGGGCUUUCAGUUUGUGUGGGAGAUUAAUUAUUAUGUAAGGUAGGCUACUAGCUCGAAGUCAUGUAGCCGUGUGCAUAUGAGCAAGAAACUAAUCCUUCAUGCCGUGGUAGUAGUAGAGUUAUUCCGGCGUGUGUCACAUGCACAACGACCGUUCCACUCGUGCCACCCGUGAAAUAUAGUGCAGUCCACUUUGUUGUCUGUUAGGUUGGCAGCUAGUUUUUAGCUGUAUGAGGGGGGGGGGAAUGUUACCAUGCAAAUGAACGGUUUACGCUAUUGCAUUUUUGGGUGGUGACUCGAGUUUUCUCUUCACGGCAACAGCUGGCUGCCAACUAACAAAAUCCAUGAUGUCCUGCACUGUAGCUGAAACCACAAUACCUCUGGCCUUUGUGUCUGGGAGCCCUCUAGCCAACAGCCACUGCCAUCUUCUUCUAAUAGAACUAAAUAAGACUCAGCCUAAAGCCCUGAACAAUCAGGGAUGGAUAGGGGAAAACUGAGAGGCUGAGAUGUGGCCUUUAUUCUAAACCUUGUCUUUUAUUCUGGUUCCAAAAAGGGACAUAGAAAUAUUCCCAACCUUAAAAGUUUUGUCUCAGAAGUCCACUUUUGCCAUAUAAAAAUAAUGCCUUUAAACAUUAGAGCCAAGCCGGCUCAGAGCAAGCUGUCUGCUGCCCCAAAGAGUAGUGGGCACACUGAUGGCAGCACAUCUCAUGCACGCUUUUCCAGAUCCCCCAAACAGGGCAAAGGCAAACAGGCUGUAAGCUCAGCACCAGGAUCCCGUUCGGGACUAGAACCAGGCUCUGUGUCAGGGGGUGGGCCUGCCCCAGUAAAUAAAUUGGCAGGAAGUCAAGGCUCUGUGUCUAGGCCAGGUUCAAAGGCCAAACCUGCCACAGCAGCAGACAAAGGAGCAAGUCGUGGUUCAGCGACAGCUCCAGGGGGUAAAACCCUGUCUAUGGAGAACAUCCAGUCUUUGAGUGCUGCCUAUGCCACAUCAGGCACCAUGUACCCUUGUGAGCGAGAUUCCUUGGAACCCUCUGGUGGGUACCCAAAAGGCACCAUGACGCUGGGCAGGAGUACCAGCCGCUCCUCCUACACUAACCGAACACUUGCCGUCGGCAGCACCCCAAACAUCACCUCCUCUGGGCUACAUCAACAGUCAGACCCCUAUGGAGACCAAACCUUGCAUCCUGCAAGGACUUCCAGUCUGAGGCAACCGUCUGGGAGACAUCCACAGGCUUUGGAUUUGGCUGGACGGGGAGAGGGUUCCUCGUUUGAUCUAGAGUCUCAGCUGAGGGAGCUGCAAAGGGAGAAUGACACCCUGAGGAGAGAACUGGAUGUAGGGAGGGAUGGAAGGAUGGGCCCCAGCAUGAACAAUGUCAACUUCUGGACCCCAGAUGUGAAAAGAGACAAAGUGGUUCGGCGGGAGGAGGGAGUGAGGGCCUCGGUUCUGAAAGACCAGUACAGGACAAACCAAGAGGAUUUGCAACCUCGGGAUAGCAGAAGAAACAAGCAGCUUCCGUUGACAGUUCAGGAGCUACAGGAGGAGCUGAGGGCUCACAGAGAGAUGAACAGCCGCUUGCAGCAACAACGACAGCAGGGAAACUCUGGCUCCUAUCGAGAAAUCCAUACAGACCAAGACCACAGAGGGGGGCUCAGCCCUGGCCACAGCCCCAGACAAAGCUCCAGCAACCUGCAUAGUCCUGGACCAAAGAAUAGCCCGAGAGCCAGCCCAUCCAACUCCUACAAUCCGAGGCAACAGGAAGCUGAUGUUAUCAUUCACAGCCCUGGUUAUGGCCUUAACACUGCAGUAGCUGCACAGAGAAUCAGCCCUGCUAACACCCUUCAGCCUGGGCGGAGGAACAGCCCAAAUCAGCCCCUCUACACUCCCAGCCAAGGUCUAGUGGUAGCGCCCAGCUCUGGUUCACUCCGGCCCUGCAGCCCCUGCCAGGUGCCCGGUUGUGAUGGCUUCUCCUCACCUCCUCCUUUUGAUCUGUCAGAGGAGAAAGUCUUUCGGAUGCAGGCAGAGCAUGAGCAGCAGGCCAAGGAGCUGUUCCUGCUGAGGAAGACCAUGGAAGAGAUGGAGAUGCGAAUCGAUUCUCAGAAACAGACUCUGGGCGCCCGGGACGAGAGCAUCCAGAGGUUGCUGGAGAUGCUUCAGGGCCAAGGCCAAGGUCAGGGACACUGGGGUCGGGGACAGCCGACAGGCAUCGUAACCAUGGCGGCACAGGAGGCUGAAUUGCAGCUGGAGAACAUGCAUGUGCGAGAGGAGCUCCAUCGCCGGAACCAGCUCCAGGCCGAUCCGGCCAAGACCAGGGCUCUGCAGACUGUGAUUGAUAUGAAGAACACCAACGCCCCUUUCUGUUUUGAUCCUGACGUUAUCUGGCAGGACACAAAGAUCUCCUCCCUGGAGAGGAACAUCAGAGACUUAGAGGAUGAGGUCCAGAUGUUAAAGACCAGCGGCCUGCUGCACCCCGACGAAAGGCACAAUGAGCCCAAACAUGUGGAAGUCUACAAGAGCCAUUCUAAAUUCAUGAAGACUAAGGAGCAGGCCUUGUCACCAUGUGUGUCUUCCAUCAGAACAGCUCCCACCUUCUUCCUUCCCCCCCAACAUCCCUGGAUAACAGAACAAAAAGAAAUAGAGCAGCUGAAGCAGGAGCUGAACAGGAAAGAGUCGGAGAUGCAGGCCCUGCAGACCAAACUAGAAACUCUGACCAAUCAGAAUUCAGACUGCAAGCAGCACAUCGAGGUGCUAAAGGAGUCACUGAGCGCCAAGGAGCAACGGGCCAAUACACUGCAGACAGAGGUAGAUGCUCUGCGGGUGCGUCUGGAGGAGAAGGAGCAGCUCCUGACCAAGAAGACCAAGCAGCUGCAGGACCUGACUGAUGAAAAGAGCACACUAACAGGAGAGAUCAGAGACAUGAAGGACAUGCUGGAUGUCAAGGAGAGGAAGGUUAAUGUCCUGCAGAAGAAGAUUGAGAACCUGUUGGAGCAGUUAAAGGAUAAGGACAAACAGCUGGCUGGGUUGAGGGAAAGGGUCCAAGGCCUUCAAACUGACUCCAGCAACACAGACACAGCCCUCGCCACACUGGAAGAAGCCCUAUCAGAAAAGGAGCGAGUGAUUGAGAAUCUGCGGGAGCAGAAGGAGCGGGAAGACAGGGUUCGGCUGGAGGAGCUGGAACAGAUGAGGAAGGAGAACCAGGUAUUAAAGGACAAACUUUCAGCCUUGCAGCCCCAGAACCUGUCCCUGAGUCAGCCUGUCAACCCCGUCCUGACACAGAACCAGAGGCCUGAUGGAGAGGUGCCGGCCAAAAUAGAUGGGCUACCAGCAGUAAGCCCAUCAACGCAAAACACGGAAGAUGUUGGCCGGAAGUGUCCAGACAUCACAGAUCGUCUGAGGCUUUUGGAGCAGGAAGUUGCUCGCAACAAAGAGGAAUCUGGAAAGUCACAAGUGGAGGUGGAGAGACUAAUGACAGCUCUGAGGGAUGCUGAGAUGGACAAAUCCGGCAAGGAGAAGAAGAUUGCUGAUCUUGAGAGACCUGGACAAAUCAACUCUCCUAACGUCCAGAAGCAGACGGUGGCGAGUGAGAUAAGGAAAGAUGCCCUGAUUGAUGGACAUCCACACUCUUUAUCACAGCUUCCUCUUUCAGCUUCCCAGGAUGCCAUGCGGGAGACAGCGGAGAGAAUCAGGGAGUUGGAGAGGGCUCUGAGAGAGAGCAUGAACACCUCCGCCCAUAGAGAGGCUCUCUGGGCGCAAGAGGAGACUGCCCGUGUUCAGGCCCAAAGACAGUUGGAGGAACUAAUGGGGGCUUUGGAGAAGACACGCCAGGAGCUGAACGCCACCAAGCUGCAUCUAUCCUCCACUCAGCAGUCCCUGCAUGAGAGAGACGGACACCUUAAUAGUCUUCGCCAGGAGAGACGCAAACAGCUGGAGGAGAUUUUAGAGAUGAAGCAGCAGGCUUUGCUGGCUGCCAUCAGUGAGAAGGAUGCUAACAUUGCCCUGCUGGAGUUAUCCUCCUCCAAACGGAAGAAAUCCCAGGAGGAAGUGAUGGCUCUGAAGAGAGAGAAAGACAGGCUCAUGCACCAACUCAAACAGCAGACUCAGAGCAGAAUGAAGCUGAUAGCGGAUAAUUACGAGGAAGAUCACAUCCACCCGCAACAUCAUUCUCACCAUCCUCACCACUUGCAUCCAGCAAACGUGCAUCACCGAAGCUUGCCAAGAGGGCCCCCCCAUGCCAACCACCGACCCCCUAUGGACCAGGAUGAUGAAGAGGGAAUAUGGGCAUGAUGAACAUCGCCAUGGAAACCCUGCAUCCAUUUGUCCACACUGUAGAGCAGGCACCAAGAGAUUCAAGAGCUUCAACUGCAAGCAUACACACUGAACCGGCCUAUACCUCCCACCAUCAUCACCACCAGACAUACUUAUAAACAUAUAUAUAUGUGUGUGUAUAUAUAUAUAUAUAUAUAUGUACAUACACACACAUAAAUACACACAAGCUCCAGGACCCACUAUUUCAAUGGAUCGUGGACAAGCGCUCAGCUGGUCAGAUAUUCUCCUGUCUUUUUGAUGAUUGUCACCUUUACUGACAAAGGCAAUGGCCCACUGAGGGUGGGUGAAUGACCCUCACACGACCAUCAGUCAUCUCUGUGGACCUUCAAGGUAUUGGCAAGCGGCCUUCAUUUCCCUAGUUGUUUUCAGUAGACGGGGAGCUGCAUUCGAUUAACAGUAUUGUGGGGCUACAGAGUUCUGGCUUCACAUUAACUGCACAAUCACUCCACCACUGUGGACUACCGGUGUGGAUAAAGUGAGCUAGUGGAACUAGCCGUUAACCCAUACCAAUCCUGGACUAGUUUAUGAUGAAAUGAUGUGUUUACUUCCUCAGCUAAAUAUCAGACUUUUGUAAAUAUAACAACAUGGACCUCAAAAUCCACAAUCCACAGAGACCUUCUCAAUGUACCGUGCCAAAGGAGACAACCCUGUCUGCUGAAACAAAAAAACUGGAAUGGGACUAUCUGAAUAUAUCUGAAUUAUUUGGACUCCGCAGUAAACUGUCCUAGUUGCUCAUUUAUUUGACUAUGUCCCACUUACUGCUGAAAGAUCAACAAGGAAACAAACAAACAACCAAUGUGGGCUUGAAGAUGCCCCACAAACGUUUAAACAUCAGCAUACACCUUCUCUAAAAAUCUGGAUUCUUAUUAACACGGAAGGAAAUACGGCUGACCCCAAAUCAGCCAUCUUAGUGUAAGAACAGUCUGUUUAAACAUUUCUCCUUGUGUUCGUUUAGCCUGCUGUACGUUUGUUUAAUGAACCAAUAUCAUGUUCUGUUAGCUUUUCUACAUCCAAAACCGUUUUGAGUGCCACACUUCUCUUUUUUUAAGUUUUAACAGCUGUAUGUGACUUAUUAUGCUGAUGAGUGAUGUAUUAUUUUGUUGUCCAUAUUUUGAUCCUGUGAAUCUGAAUGGUGAUUCUGUUAAUAAUGAAGUGACUUGCAUUAUAAAGCACUGUGUCAUUACUAUUUUCACUGUCUUGGAAGUUGACAAUAACAUACAGUGUUAUGUUUUGAUUUGACGAACAGUGUUUCCAUUUGACCCUUA
Etheostoma spectabile (orangethroat darter) is the source of this 5640-nucleotide messenger RNA. RefSeq names its product ELKS/RAB6-interacting/CAST family member 2. Gene Ontology annotation, cellular component: cytoskeleton of presynaptic active zone. The coding region runs from base 671 to 4333 and encodes 1220 amino acids. Gene Ontology annotation, molecular function: structural constituent of presynaptic active zone. The transcript is spliced from 22 exons. NCBI's taxonomy places the organism in Eukaryota, Metazoa, Chordata, Actinopteri, Perciformes, Percidae. The record is from RefSeq and is a predicted model, not a curated record. Gene Ontology annotation, biological process: neuromuscular synaptic transmission; maintenance of presynaptic active zone structure; regulation of synaptic plasticity.